Molecule: messenger RNA, 4084 nt
Organism: Nerophis ophidion (straightnose pipefish)
Lineage: Eukaryota; Metazoa; Chordata; Actinopteri; Syngnathiformes; Syngnathidae
Product: ubiquitin thioesterase Zranb1-like
Exons: 10
Coding region: 872-3109 (745 amino acids)
Biological process (GO): protein K33-linked deubiquitination; positive regulation of Wnt signaling pathway; cytoskeleton organization
Cellular component (GO): cytoplasm; nucleus
Molecular function (GO): K63-linked polyubiquitin modification-dependent protein binding; cysteine-type deubiquitinase activity
Source: RefSeq, a predicted model, not a curated record
GCCAGCCAUAACCCAGUAGGUGACUAUCUCUAAUUACUCGAUUUGUAACGAGAGUGACAACUCUCGCGAAGUUUCCAAACUUUGCUUGCUGGGUGAUGCGUUCACUGACGCCGUUGCUCGUUGUGUACUGAAUGACUAACACGUCACGUGUGAAACCUGUCAAACAAGAACGUUUUUAUUCAUAUUCAACAAGCUACAGGCCUACCGAAAUGAGAUGUUCUUAUUUAAACGGGGAUAGCAGGUCCAUUCUAUGUGUCAUACUUGAUCAUUUCGCGAUAUUGCCAUAUUUGUGUUGAAAGGAUUUAGUAGAGAACAUCGACGUGAAAGUUCGCAACUUUUGGUUGCUAAUACAAAAGCCUUGCCUGUGUACCUGAAGUAGCAGACGAUGUGCGCGUGACGUCACGGGUUGUCGGGCUCCUCACAUCCUCACAUUGUUUACAAUCAUAGCCACCAGUAGCUAGAGCGAUUCGGACCAGGAAAGUGACGAUUCCCCAUUAAUUUGAGCGAGGAUGAAAGAUCUGUGGAUGAGGAAAGUGAGAGUGAAGGACUAGAAGAAGAAAAAAAGACGAGGGCAGUGGGAGCGAUUCAGAUGUUGUUAGACACAUUUACUAGGAUAAUUCUAGAAAAUCCCUUAUCUGCUUAUUGUGUUACUAGAGUUUUAGUGAGAUUAUAUAGUCAUACCUGAAAGUCGGAGGGGUGUGGUGACCACCAGUGUCUCAGAGGGAAGCCAUGGAGGAGACAAAAAAGUUGCAGCUGCUUCUUUGACAACUGCAGGAAGAACGACACAAGCUCCGCUCAUGUUUACGUGCACUCUCCGCCGAGCUGAGAACUCCUGCGAGCGGCGGCCAGCCUCCUGGGCCUCGGCGCGACGAUGACCGAGCUGGUGGUGAAGUGGGCCUGUGAAUACUGCACCUUCGAGAACUGGCCGUCGGCCAUCAAGUGCACCAUGUGCCGCGCUCAGAGGCCCAGCGGGGGCGCCAUCAUCACCGAGGAGCCCUUCAAGAGCACCCCGGCUCUGGAUGCCAGCUUGCACCAGUGGGAUCCGGCGGAGCUAAGCAACAGCUCGUCCCAGGAGGGAUCCUCUUUGCUCAUUUGCCCCGAUUCCAGCGCGAGACCGCGGGUUCGCGUCGCCGACGGCCCUGCGACUAGCAGCAAGUGGUCUUGUCACAUGUGCACCUACCUGAACUGGCCCCGGGCCAUCCGCUGCACUCAGUGCCUGUGUCAAAGGCAACACACUAGCCAUCAAGGACGCCCGCAGGCCCGCAGCCCCACGGAGGCCCCCCAGACCUCGGGCUCCGGAUGCCGCCCUGCGUCCUCGUGCACCACCACAGACCCGUGUGAGGAGUACAACGACCGCAAUAGGCUCAACACACACGCACAGCACUGGACCUGCAGCGCCUGCACUUACGAGAACUGGUCUAAGGCGCUCAAGUGUGUGGUGUGUGACCACCCGCGGCCCAACAACAGCCUGCUGGCCGAGCCCAUCCAACUGGCGCCCGAGCGGCAGCAGCCGUCCUCAAAGUUCAUCGACGCGGACCAGAGCAACAGACGGGGCGUCGGGAGCCCGGCGGGGGGUCCGGGAGUCGGGGCGGUGGUCGGUUGCAGCGGCAGCCAAAGGAGGUCGCCGCCUUCCUCCAAGCGUGAGUCGGAGGUGACCAUGGACUUUCAAAGGAUCGAGGUGGCGUCGGGGGCCGGAGUCGGGAUUAAAGAGGAGCUGGAGGUGGAUUACAAAAAACUGAAGCAGAUUAAGAACAGGAUGAGGAGAACGGACUGGCUGUUCCUCAACGCCUGCGUCGGUGUGGUGGAGGGCGAGCUGGCGGCCGUGGAGGUGUACAAAACAUCAGGAGGCGACAUCGCCAGGCAGCUGACCUCAGACGAGGUGCACCUGUUGAACCGCCCCUCUGCCUUCGACCUGGGCUUCACCCUGGUCCACCUCGCCAUACGCUUCCACCGCCAGGACAUGCUGGCCCUGCUGCUCACUGAGGUGUCCCAACAGGCCGCCAAGUGCAUCCCAGCCAUGGUGUGUCCCGAGCUGACCGAGCAGAUCCGCCGCGAGGUGGCCGCCUCCCUCCACCAGCGCAAAGGAGACUUCACCUGCUACUUCCUCACCGACCUGCUCACCUUCACGCUGCCUGCAGACAUUGAGGACUUGCCACCAGCAGUUCAAGAAAAACUCUUCGAUGAGGUUUUGGACCGAGAUGUGCAAAAAGAACUGGAAGAGGAGUCGCCCAUCAUCAACUGGUCCUUGGAGCUGGCCACCAGGCUGGACAGCCGGCUGUACGCCCUGUGGAACCGCACGGCUGGGGACUGCCUGCUGGACUCGGUGCUGCAGGCCACCUGGGGCAUCUACGACAAGGACUCGGUGUUGCGCAAGACGCUGCACGACAGCCUGCACGACUGCUCCCACUGGUUCUACACACGCUGGAAGGAGUGGGAGUCCUGGUAUUCCCAAAGUUUCGGUUUGCACUUUUCUCUCCAGGAGGAGCAGUGGCAGGAAGACUGGGCGUUUAUCCUCUCGCUGGCAAGUCAGCCAGGAUCCAGCUUGGAGCAGACGCACAUCUUCGUUCUUGCACACAUUCUUCGCAGGCCCAUCAUCGUCUACGGAGUGAAGUAUUACAAAAGUUUCCGUGGGGAAACGCUGGGGUACACUCGCUUUCAAGGUGUGUACCUGCCCCUCCUGUGGGAGCAGAGCUUCUGCUGGAAAAGUCCCAUCGCCCUGGGCUACACGCGCGGACACUUCUCGGCGCUGGUGGCCAUGGAGAACGACGGCUUCGACAAUCGCGGCGCGGGCGCCAACCUCAACACGGACGACGACGUCACCGUCACCUUCUUGCCGCUGGUGGACAGCGAGAGGAAGCUGCUUCACAUUCACUUCCUGUCAGCGCAGGAGAUGGGCAACGAGGAGCAGCAGGAGAAGCUGCUGAGGGAAUGGUUGGACUGCUGCGUGACGGACGGCGGCAUCCUGGUGGCGCUGCAGAAGAGCUCGCGGCGCCGUGACCACCCGUUGGUGACGCAGAUGGUGGAGAAGUGGCUGGACCGCUACCGGCAGAUCCGAGCCUGCGCCUCGCUGUCUGACGGCGAGGAGGAGGAGGAGGACGAGGACGAGUGACCCGGGUUGUUGUUUUCCCUGACACAGACAAAGUGGUGAGAUGCAAGAGAGAAUGUACCAAGCAUGUUUCUACCAGCAGCAUACAUGAGGUCGUACGCGCACUGACUCCAAAUACAAAGCACAUUUCCAAAUUGUCGUCUUUUGGACAAAGCCAUUUUUGGGAAAGUUGUUCUGCACAUGGAUUAUUCAAUAUCAAAUCUAAAAUGGAGAUUUUGAAGAAGGGACAAUUUCCCUUUUUUUUUUUUUUAUUCAUAAGUGGACUCGCACUAGUUGUCAUUUUUGGACGUCCUAUCUUGUUCCUUUUAUUCCACAUAUUUAUUGUUUGUACUUGACCUACUUCCUUUUUGUUUAUUGUUUGUACUUGACCUUCUUCCUGUUUGUUUAUUGUUUGUACUUGACCUUCUUCCUGUUUGUUUAUUGUUUGUACUUGACCUUCUUCCUGUUUGUUUAUUUUUUGUACUUGACCUACUUCCUGUUUGUUUAUUUUUUGUACUUGACCUACUUCCUGUUUGUUUAUUGUUUGUACUUGACCUACUUCCUGUUUGUUUUCCUGCUUCUUUUGUUGACUCGAUCUUUAUGAAGACACGUUGCACAGAAAGAAGGUAAAAAUUUUACUUUUGCGUCUUAUUCGUACCUCAAGCCUGCGACUCGGUGCUUUUCUUUCGGUUUUUUGGAGGGGAACCGGAGGCCCAUGUUAAUCUUCUACUAAAGGUCAUCUGUCUUUUUGUGUGAAAAUUCUCUUCAACACAUAAAAAAAACCAAAGCAGAUUUAAAACACUUCAGUUUUUUUGGGUUUUGCUGUGAAAGUUUGGUUUGUUGUCGCCAUCUUGUAGCAUAAUGUCCUUUUAUUUGGUUCAUGUUGCUUUGUAUUUAUGCAAUAGUUGCAUUUUUGUUUGGGACUUGAGGCCUGACUAUACGACAUGUAACAAAGACGUGGCAAAAAUCAAGGACAAAAAUAAAACAUUUUUCAAUGUU